GCACUGUAAGCUGAAUAAACUGCGCUCCGCAGCGGAGUUUACAUCACAGGAGAUGUUGGCUGUUACAGAAAUGAAACUGGUCUUCCAGGCGCUUCUUUUUGGUUCAUGUUUUCUGUCUGUUUUUUGUUGGAGGUCGAUCCCCAGAUUAACUUUGCGAGAAGAUAAUCGAAGUAAGCAUCUAAACUAUAGCAAACAUGUAAACCAUACAGUCUUCUUCCUUCGAAAUGGAUCUGAGAAUCUGCUUUUGGGGAAACUAGACAAUGUUUUAGAGGUGAACGAUGGGGGUGUAGUAAAGAAUCUGAAUCUGACAGAUAUCGGUGGUUCUUGUCAUGGGAGCUCUUGUGAAAACGUCAUAACUGUAAUUGAAGAAUUCCAGGACUGGCUUUUUGUUUGUGCAACAAAUGGGAAACAGCCAAAGUGCUGGAAGCUGGAUACAAGAAUAAUCAAUAGCUCUAGUGUGGUUGUGGAAAGUAUUGAUGGCAUUGGCAUCUCACCUUAUACUUACUCCCAAAACUCUCUAUCGCUUGUAGUAGAUGGAGACAUUUAUGCUGCAGCUCCACUUUAUUCGGAUGGAACGUCACUACAGUUCCGCAGGCAUUCAGGCAUCCAAAACAGUUUAUUUAUGUAUGAUCCAUGGAUUACAGAACCAACAUUUAUCUCAGCUUUUGUGGCCAGAAGACCUGGGGACCCACAGAAUGAGAAAAUCUAUGUUUUCUUUCGAGAGAAAAACUCAGACAUCAGUCCUGAAGCUGACCCCUGGAUUUCUAGAGUGGCCAGAGUAUGCAAGAUUGACAAAGGUGGGCCGAAGAGAAUUUUCCAAAACAUUUGGACAUCAUUUUUGAAGGCACGCCUUGUGUGUGCGAUUCCUGGAGAGUCACUGUACUUUAAUCGUUUGCAAGACAUCUUUGUGCUACACUCUGAUGACUGGAAGGAAUCCCGGGUUUAUGCUCUUUUCUCAAGCAGCUGGAAUGCCACGGCUGUUUGCAUAUACUCCUUAGAUGAGCUUGAUGAUGUUUUUGAGAAAUCCAGUUUUAAAGGAUACAAUGAGGAAAUUCCCAUCCCAAGACCAGGAACUUGUGUGAGUGACAGUAGGUCUCUACCAAACCCUCCUAUCCUUAUUGUUAAAAACUAUCCUGAGAUGACUGACUGGGUCCAUCCCAUUCAGAAACAUGUUCCAUUCUAUAGCAGCAAUACGAAUUACACCAAAAUUGCAGUGGAUAGUGUGCAGGCAUCAGAUGGAGAAGUGUACAAUAUAUUGCUGCUUGCUACAGACACUGGAAAGAUCCAUAAGAUGCUGGAGCAUGAUUCCAAAGCCUUUAUAAUUUCUGAAACAAGUCUUUGUAAUGGUUCUGCUCCUGUUCUCUCAAUGAAACUACACUCUAAAAAGAGAAAGUUGUUUGUUGGAUAUCCUGGAAAAAUGUCUGUCUUAGACCUGCAGAAUUGCCACGACUACAAUACAUCCUGUGAAGAUUGUGUUCUUGCCAGGGACCCAUACUGUGCUUGGACUGAAAAUGGAUGCACUUCACAAAUGAAAGGGGGAAUUCAAAAUAUUGCCACUGGUGAACCGCAAAUAUGUUCCAGAUAUUCAGCUCUCAAAAGGCCCAAGCGGGAUGUAACAUUCUCAUAUCCAGCCCCUCCAAUAGUGCACACUGUGCCCAACGGUUUCCCUUUUUACCUUUCCUGCCCAAUUGACUCGCACCAUGCCACCUACAGCUGGAAGCACAGAGAUAAUCAGAGAAGCAUACCAUGUCAGAGGACUAAGUCCGACUGCCUCCAUUUAAUACCAGAUAUCCAUGAACAUGACUAUGGGAUGUACAACUGUGUCUCAAGGGAGCGUAACUAUGACAAAAUUAUUAAAGUAUAUGAAUUGCAUGCUCCAGCUAAGCCACAGAUCCUAAGCAAAGCUUUCAAACUCACAGCUCAGAAAGAAUGGCUGUUGGCAGUAUUCACUGCACUUCUUUUCAGUGUACAGUAAUAUAAAUCAAUGGUUGCAUCGGAAAGCAAGCAAGUUGCAAAAGUGUAUGUCUUGGGUUUGGUGGGAUGGUGUAAUACCAGUAACAUUCCAUAUGUCAUAGCCAUGGAGUCUAAUUCAAAUAAGAUUAAUGAAACAGAUCAUAAGUAGGUGUUGUCUGAAUUAUAUAGCAGGGAGUUUUGAGAUCAUUUAGUCUAAUAGCUCUUAAUAACAUUUCUUUUAUAAUAUUUUUGAAAAAUAUGUGAAUGAAUGUCUUAUUUAUUGGUGCUGUGCUGAGUUCCUCACCUAGGUUUAACAGUAAGUCAUCUUUUUUGUUAGUUUCAAGGUAAAAAUGUUUGUCAUCACAUCUUUAAAUUACUUAAACUUUUCUAAUAAUUUGAUUUAUACAUUUAAAUUAUUACAUUAUUAAAUUAUUAAAUUUAAAUUAUUAAAUUAUUUUAUUAAUAUUUUUAGAUUCCCUUUUGGGCCCCAUGUUUAUUAAGGACCCUUGGUCUUAAGCUCUUUCCCUAACCACCCCUGAGUCCCUUAAUGCAUAUGUAGCAUUCUUUAUUAAUUUCCUUGCGUAGAUAUGAAUCUUGCAUGGAAAUCCUUUGUUUAAGGAUCUUGGGGGUGAGAUUUUAACAACACAGUGUUCAGUGGUUCCUGCUGCUGCUGUAGAAUUAGAAUGUGAUCUAUGUACAGUCUAUAAAGUGAUGUGAUUUGGGCUGUAACUGAUACGAGUGAUCAUAUGUAAGUGUUAUAAUGAGUAAUCCAUGUGGCAGAUCUGAUGGAAUUGAACAGUCAGUUAACUUAAUUAUUUAAGAAGUGGGCUGAAUUAAGAAUGACUGCGUGAUUUUUAUUGCUCAGACUGGAAGUAGGUGUCACCCAUCCGGGCAUAGGCUCUGAUGACAGAAUGAUAAUGGAGGAUAAAGGAAAGGGUGUGGAAUGAAGUUAAUCUGUUUAUUUUACUGCACUUUUUGUGCAUUUUAAUUAGAGAGUAUAUUUAUUUAUUUUACAAAACUUGUUUAUAAAGAAAAUUUUUAACUUUUAAUCUGGA
Messenger RNA from Tachysurus fulvidraco (yellow catfish), 3008 nucleotides. RefSeq names its product semaphorin 7A (gene sema7a). The transcript has 14 exons. The record is from RefSeq and is a predicted model, not a curated record. Lineage: Eukaryota; Metazoa; Chordata; Actinopteri; Siluriformes; Bagridae. Gene Ontology annotation, molecular function: integrin binding; semaphorin receptor binding; chemorepellent activity. Bases 53 to 1975 code for a protein of 640 amino acids. Gene Ontology annotation, biological process: regulation of inflammatory response; axon guidance; positive regulation of axon extension.